Messenger RNA from Symbiodinium sp. CCMP2592, 501 nucleotides. Lineage: Eukaryota; Dinophyceae; Suessiales; Symbiodiniaceae. The record is from the annotation of a GenBank genome assembly.
AUGUGGACGAAGCCUCCACCAGAUGUUUCAUGUGUCAGCAAUAGCGUGGAAUCAUUCUACCGUGGAACAGUGGCAGGAGGCAUCUUUGGCUUGGUCUUCGGGCCGGAGACGGGUGUCGGCCUCCUGGCACAUCUCAAAGGCACUGUUCGGCCCGCGGCGCUCGCCGGCGUCUGGUGCCUCCUGACCUCGUUUUCGUCAUGUGUCCUGACAAGAGACGGCUUUCCUUAUCCGUACAACGGGGCUAUUUCCGGGCUCUUUUCAGGGGCGGUGCUGAGCAUCGUCAAUCGCUGGGAUAGAGAUUCCACACUGUGGACCAUGGCUGGCAGCUCCGUGCUCAGCAUACUAUCCCACUAUGCUACAGACGGACAAAGCAUGAACGUCAAGGCGACGAGCUGCGCACCUUCUGUUUACCUAGUACUCGCACCCUCGAUGCAAGGGCGUGGCCGAAGGGCUUUAUUUCUCGAAGUUAGAGGAAAGCCGGCAGUCACUAGACAUAAAUAG